GGAGACCAACGUACCAACGUGAUUGGCAAAAUUCUUGAACAUCUGUCCAGUCCAGAGGAACUUUUUAAAUAUUACCCACACAGACCUGAAAUGGUAAGUUUUGUUGAUUAAUGAAACAGUUAUUUUGUACAGAGAAAACAAAACUGCCGACCGCGUUUGGUAACCACUUAUACUAAUUUAUAAGUUAUAUAUACUUUUAUACUAAACUGAUAAAUAUACUAAGCUUAUAUGACGGUAUUUCCCAAACCAUGAGUCAUAAACUUAGUGGUAACAAUAGAAAGUGCAUGAGGUUUUCAAAGAACGAUGCAACACUAAUAGAGAAUGCCCCAAAAUCAUAACUCAUGUGGUAUUUCCAAUGCCAUACAUGAUCACGAAGUGUUUUACAAACUUAAACUAAAUAAAUUAUAUUAUCACCAUGCAAAUAUACAACGAAUUAAUGCAUGGAGUGACUUGACAACCUAUUCAGUGGGUAGUCCCUUAAGGAACCUUACACCAAAAUAUUUUUGGUAUCUAAAAGACAUCAUUUUCGGUCAACUUGCAGCUUGUGUUGUAACACAUUAUGUACAUUUAUAAAUAAAUGUCUUAAUUAAAACAUUGCAUAUGUUAAAAACAUUGCUCUAUAAUUUUUUAUAUAUAAUUAAUCUUUUUCACUUGAAACCUUUCAGAUGUUGAAAGGUGGAAAUUGUGGUCAAAACGACGCUGGAUUUCAUGUUCAGGUAAAUUCUAAUCAAUCAUAUAGAUCAAGCAUAAGCUGUCGAUCUGUACUUGGAUUUACAAACACGAGCCAGCCGAGUGAGAGUGGUUGUGGAUCGAAUCGAUCCAUACACAGAUCAGACUCACAUUCUUUAUAGUGCUUACCAAGUUCAUACAUUAUCAAACGCUCAUCGGUGUGUCGACUAGAUAUAUUGUGAGCUGUUUUCUGUUGCAAAAAUGGAACGAACUGUUAUAUUAAUCAAGUCACGAAAUUUUUUCCACUUUAAAAACUAUGAUUAAACAUUCAUUUCUUUUGAUUUGCGAACGCGUAGUCUAAGCAUUUUAGAUAUAAUAAAGCGCAGAAUUAGAAGUACUUUGAAUAGAUCCAAACACGAUUACGAGGCCCCGUUCACAGGAUGCUGGAAGGCUGUAGUGCAUUUCCUGGAUAGACAGUGAUUUUGAAGACUAGAGGAGUGCAAAACCCUGAGUGCCAAAGGCAGGUGUCGCUAUAAUCAUAAUUUCCCCACACCAUGCAUGCAAAAUCCUCAAUAAUAUAUGAAUUGAAUAUUUGGUUCAUUAUGGUAACAUUCGUUGUUACAGUACAUUGUAAAUUAAAGGAUGAAAACUCGAAAGAGUCGUUCCGGGUCCAAAUUACCCUAAAUGUGGCAUUUUUAGUGUACUGGAAACGUUUGACAAGCUUAGAGCGAACACCAAUAUACUUCCAUGAUAAAAUAAUUAUACAGCUAGGAUGCACAGGAUCCUGACUUACCUGAUGAGUCUGUUAAGAUUUUGACAGAAGGCACAACCCUACGCUACCAUCUGAGCUGCUGUAAUAAGCAUGCAUAUAUAUUUUGAAGCUGAAUAUUUUAGGGGCGUGUUGGUGGGCAGCAUCAGAGAGAGACGCACCCCUGAACGCUCUUUUAAAAGUGCGCCCCUGGUUGUUUUUUUGAAGUCCGUAAAAUUAUACCCCUGUAAUUCAUUAAUUAAGAGAUACUAUGAUCGCAGCUACCACUAGUUUCCUGACUUGGAAUUUGAUAUUAAAACAUUUGGUAAAGAUAUAACAUGGGUAAAUGUAAGGAUGUUGUGCAUCUCACUCAAUGGAACUAAGUGCUGGAGGGUUUUACGAAGAUGGAAAUUUUCGGAAUCGCUGGGCCGCAGAUUCGACUUCUGUCAGAGUUAUAGUUGCAUUUUCACAUCUGCUCUGGUUUGGUCUCACAAUAUUUGUUUAUAAUUUCUACUCAGGAUUUCCAUCUUCGAAAAUCCUCCAACGGUAAAAAUAAAAGUGUGUUGUGAAAUCACAUGAAUAGGCUAAUAUAGUGCGUUUGAUUAUAACUGUCCGUGUUUGCCUAUUUUACCAUAUUUCGUCUAGCACAUUUAUGUGUCAGAAGAUUCAUGAACCAAAUUAGUUUGUGGAAUCGUUCGUGAUUAUAUUGUUAUGUAUUUCAAUGAAAAUGAAAUGUAUAAUAAAGCGAUUCUUCAUUUAAUUACCAUAGGCUGGUAACAGUUACCGUACCAUGCCCUUGCUAAUUUCGGAUAUCACAAAAACUGCGUCCCGAUAUACAAUUAUUUAAUGUAUUAUAUCUUUCUUUUUAUUUUUAGUUUAGUUGUGGAAAAGACGAUUCUGAUCGCAAUAAUAUGUCGAGUCCAGGUUGGUACUUCCUUUUUUAAGAACAAUUCCGAAACAAAUAAAAUUGUUCACCCAUCAAAUAUGUUGCUUAUAAAACAGUCACGAUCAGUUACGUGCGACUAAUUGGAAAUACACUUGGCAACAUUAAUUCAUGCCAUAUAAUUAUCUGGCCUUUGCUUUCAGGUUUGGGAAGAUAAAUAAAUAUUAUAAUUAAAAACUUGUUCUUUGCUCUAGUUUAAUUUCGAUGCCAACAUGGCACUAUAAACACCAAAAAUUUAUCGGGAUUAAUUCAUGAUCGAAAACCCGAAAACCAAGGCAAUAUUUUCACAUCAACCCAAACUGAUGCAGAGAAUGCAAAUACUUAUAAAUAACACCUACAGCCAACUGAGAUCAAGGCCUAUGAAAUAUAAUGUGCUUGGCUGUUUUAGUUCCUGAUGAAGCUUCCAUGCCUGAUGUUAGCACUAACAUACCGCAACAAAAUACAGACUCGUCUUCGCAGAAGUGGAAUCCAAAGAAAUUUAAAGAAAAGAUGAAGGCAAAAUUCCAAAGUAAGGUUAGAGGUUUAAUCCAUUUUAUUAUGUAGCCAAUUAUUCAGUAGGUCACCUUAAACAGAUGAAAAGGUUUUGAUGACAGAUUAAUUAUAACUUCCUAAAGAACGAACCAAGAGUUUGUAUGCAAAACAGGGGCGUAACUCCUGGUGUGUGUGUGUGUGUGUGUGUUGGCUUGCAAUAUGAUGCUAAGUACGAACUGAACUUAAUUAAUUAACAUCCAUAACUUUGAUGGUGAUAUUAUAAUGAUAGUGCACAAUACGUUAGUAUAAUACUUGUGUAGAACUGCUGAGCACGUCCUACUUGUUGGGGAGAUUUUGAUUUUUUGGGCAAGGCCCAAAAAAUUUUUUCAGUUGUUCAAAGUCAUACUUUGUUUUUAAGGUUUUUAUAAUUUUUUAAGCAAAAAUGUUAGGGUUGAUAAAGUUGAUAAAACGCGGACCACCGCGGUCAAACGUCUGCGUCAGUGUCGACUGCUUGUAUUCGACUGGAAAUAGUAUUGUCUUCACGAAGCUCUACCAAACUGUAAUGAUCAUUAAAAAAGGUCAUCAGUUUAGGUCAAAAGUUUAGAUUAGUGUCAGAUUAGGAUUAGAUUAGGGUUAGAUUAAGAUUUUAUUACGGUUAGAUUGAGAUUAUAUUAGGGUUAGAGUAGAUUAGGGUUAGAUUCAUAUCAUAGUAGAUUUGUGAAAAGAUGUAAUUUAUGGGAUAUGACAAUUAGUUUUCCGAAUUAAGGUCUUUGAUUGAAUCAGGAACAUGCAUGUUGCGACUUCUCUGAUUCUAGCUUGCUUGCUUCUUUUCUAGAAGAGCAAAAAGUACGAAAACUUUGGUGAUUCAAAAAAAGGUAUAUGAGUCACGAAAUAAUCAUAAUUCCACCGGUAUGUUUGUACUAUUAUAUAAUUAUGGCAUUUACAAGUACUGAGAACGUACAUUUAGUGUUGUGUAACUGUUUGAAUUGCAAUACAUUUCAUUAUAUACCAAGUGUCGAAGUUCAUGUUUUCGUGCAUCUCUUUGGACGAGAGAAUAUCACGUGAAAGUCACGCAAUUCGACUGUCUCCUAUCAAUAAGCAGUGGACAUUACUUUCACUCACCGGUGAAUAAUAAAAUCGUGCAGUUGUAAAGGAAAACAGUUGUGAAUUUUCCCCGUUUCUUUUUGUUUCUUUCUGUUUGUUUGGACGCAUGGUAUAUUAUAAUAAAAUACUUGUAUUGACUGGGUCUUUCGGGAAAUAGUAUGUUUUGUCGACCCUCGACUGCAGAUGUGGCGUCGGGUCCACAAGACAUACUGUUUUCUUGCUCCCAAUCAAUGAUAGAGUGUUAAUUGCGGAUUGGGCAUUAAAUUUUUAUCUAGAUUUUUAAAAUAGCAUGUGUUAAUUGAGCAACUACUUCCUAUUCAAAACGUUUGGAUUGGUAAUAGUAGAGUAUAGCAAUGUGAAUUUCGCUAUACACAGCCUUGAUUAAUAUUUAGUAACAAGCUAAAUGAAGGAACGCUCAAAACUGUGGAGGAACGUCUUUUAUAGAGUUUUGUUUCAUUAUUUCAUGUUUCUCCAGCGACAUCAUAAUUAAAAUGUGAAUGCACUCCUUUGCGGGCUUUAAUAUAAAAUUAAACAAGUUAAUAGUACAAAACAUUCUGAUACAUGCAUUGAAUGGGAAAGCUGUGUAUGUUUUACGCAAAACUUGAGCAACAAAGUCAUAUAUAAACAGUCAAAACUAACUAUACCCUAUACUUCAGGAUUUGUCAUCAAAUUAAUUCUUAUUGUUUCUUUAAAAAUUGGAAAAUUGGUUUUACAAUUUAUUGUGUGAAAUGGUUUUCCAAGGCGAUUUCUUACAUAUUUUGUAAAUAUUUGCCUCCUUGGCGCACCUGGCAAAAAGCCAUACUUUUGAGAUCUAGUGCAAACUGAUCUUCCGGCAAAACUAUGUAAUCACGAAAUUUCACACAUCGUUUAAUCCUAAUUUUUUAUGUACUCAAAUUUGAAAAUUUUGUGGCAAUUGGAUGGAAUUAUAGUUUUUUUAAGUUAUUUAAAUUAUUUCUUUAUAUAUAGUCACACGGUAAUGUUAAUUCCUAACUGUCUUAAAAAAUUCUUGUAGAGUCUAAUUUCAAUAAAAGCAAGUGUUCUGUCGAAGGCAUAAAAGAACGUGGUAAUCAUUGUUUUGAAAAUGUGAAGUCAUGUUUGGAGACAAAAGUACUGGGCCAG
Paramuricea clavata is the source of this 5054-nucleotide messenger RNA. Lineage: Eukaryota; Metazoa; Cnidaria; Anthozoa; Malacalcyonacea; Plexauridae. The record is from the annotation of a GenBank genome assembly.